AUGGUCACCGUUUCAUCGAGACGACAUUGGAAUAAGGCUUCGUCCCAAAAUGAUGAUGUCGAUUUUGAUAAAGCUCAAUCGAGCUGGUUAAAGACUUUUUACAGAUGGCUUAUCACAAUUGAUGGCGACCCAGAAGUGAACAAGGGCAGAGUGUAUCAAUCUUUACCCAACGUUACCAACUACAUGUUCUUCCUUGGUGGCAGGUUUCGCACUGUACGAUGUCGUUCCAAUUUAGCCAUCUUUACAGGAUUUACGGUUGUGGCCCCUAUGGUCCUUUUCUCCAUUUUUGAAACUGGUAGAAUAUGGCACUCUAGAGACGGAUACAAACUAUUGGUGAUCUUUUUCUACUAUUUCUGGGCCAUGUGCCUUAGUUUUUUCGUGAGAACCGCCACCAGUGAUCCUGGUAUUUUACCUCGUAACAUUCAUUUGGGCCAGUUAAAAAGAAACUUCCAAAUCCCACAAGAGUACUACAGUACGAUCAGUCUACCUGCACCACAAACCAUUAGAGGUGAUAUCCAAGCCAAGAUUGAAUUAAAAUACUGCACAUCCUGCAGGAUAUGGAGACCCCCAAGAGCAUCUCACUGUUCUACGUGUGAAGCAUGUAUCCUGACACACGAUCAUCAUUGUAUCUGGGUCAACAACUGUAUCGGUCAAAGAAACUACAGGUAUUUCAUUUUGUUCCUGGCGAGUGCCAUUUUGUCGUCUAUCUUUCUCAUCGCCAACUGCAGUAUCCACAUUUAUCACCACAGAAACCUCCCUUCAAAAGUCCCCGUAACCAUUCUAUUACUCAUCUAUGGGGGGUUGGCCAUCAUCUAUCCAAUGCUACUACUGAUAUACCACAUACUCAUGACCGGAAGACAACAGACUACGAGAGAAUUUCUAAGGGAAGCAAAUUCGAAAAACCCGAUCUUCACCAAGAUCCAUAGUAUCGAACAUAAUCCAUUCGACAGGGGAAAUUUCACAGCAAAUAUGUUAUCCCUAAUCCUACAACCAAGAGGCAUAAGCACGAUAUGCCCUCAAGAACGUCACGGCGACAGGGACUGGAGAUUCGUUAGCGUUGCGGAUUUCCACAGCUUUGAAAAAAUGGAGACGCCACUAUAG
Molecule: messenger RNA, 1101 nt
Organism: Zygosaccharomyces rouxii
Lineage: Eukaryota; Fungi; Ascomycota; Saccharomycetes; Saccharomycetales; Saccharomycetaceae
Gene: ERF2
Product: palmitoyltransferase ERF2
Exons: 1
Coding region: 1-1101 (366 amino acids)
Biological process (GO): peptidyl-L-cysteine S-palmitoylation; protein targeting to membrane
Cellular component (GO): endoplasmic reticulum; Golgi apparatus
Molecular function (GO): protein-cysteine S-palmitoyltransferase activity
Source: RefSeq, a predicted model, not a curated record